UCCGCCAUGAACAGAAUGACCUGAAUGACAACGAAUGGACGCUGGUCCAGAGCCUUGCCCAAAAAGCCAGAGAAGUCUUUGAACGCGAACUAGUGGAAAAGAACAAUGAUAUACGAAGGGUUGGUAUUCGCUUCUUCCGAUGUGUCACUGAUCCCCUUCGGUUUUCAGAGAGACAACCUCAUCAAGCAACACGAAGCUCGAAUCAUGCAAUUAGAAGCAAGUCUAGCCCGUCGCAUUAGGGAAGUUCCACAAGUCGGAAGCUCAAGGGACGAUAAGCAAGAUGAACAUUUCUGGAACGAGCCCCCAUCCGGACUCCGGGACCAACAGGACUCCGGUACGCAUGGGGCAACGAACCAUUUAAUUGUCAAAGAACCUCGACGUGCCGACCGGAUUCCACUCGAAAAGUUAGCGAACGGUGACUCCGAUAAUGGAGAGUCUGAAGACGAGAAGGACCUGGCAACGCGACAAGUGAAGCGGACGAUUUCUCUCGAUGAAGAUGAGUCGACAAGACCAGCAAGGCGACCGGUAAGUACUCUAGCCGUGCCGUGCCGAUUAUCAACACGCAACCUGACCGUGAAAGAAAAAUUCGAAACACCCGGAAAUGGAGAAGACCACAUACAAGGCCCCAGGUCCAUCAAAGAAGACGAACAAGCGACAAAAUCGGUAGUUAGCAGGGAUGGACUAAACUGCUUCUGUUCAUGGUUCAACGAAUUUGUCUGGAUUGGUCCAGUUUGUGCUGAUUGUCUCAGCAUCAUUAUUAUGUACCAGUAGUUUCUCUUUUUCGGACUCAAGGUCGUAGAGACGUGGAAUUGUCCACGACCUUUUCGC
Molecule: messenger RNA, 828 nt
Organism: Suillus bovinus
Lineage: Eukaryota; Fungi; Basidiomycota; Agaricomycetes; Boletales; Suillaceae
Exons: 5
Coding region: 106-771 (221 amino acids)
Source: RefSeq, a predicted model, not a curated record